AUGACAACACAAUAUAUGAUUACAGGUAGAGGAAUAAGGAUGGAGGAUGUAACUUCUUUAUUGGAAUUUGAUUCUAAUGUUCCUUAUAAUAUAUUUAUAAGGAACUUAAAAUUAUUAAGAAUCGGUCAAGUUGUUGUAAAUUUUGACAUAACACUUGAGAAAAAUAGGAUAAUAUUUCAUGGCUCGCCUGAUGACAGUGAAAUAAGAACUGUGAGAGGUAAAGUUAGGCUUGAAGUGGCUGGUAAAUUAAAUGUCAAGGAAAUCAUUCUAUCACUUGUAGAAAAUAAAGGAACAUUAUUACAAGGAGUUCAUGACUUUCAUUUCGAAUUUCUUUUGCCAGGAGACUUGCCAGAAUCAAUGAAUUCAGAUGCAAUUUUAUGUAAAUAUUUUCUUAAAGCAGAAUUAAUAACCAGACCUCCAUGCGAAUUGUUAACAGAGAAUAACAAACUAGUUGACAUUGUUGAUCUGUUUAUCGAAAGAGCUAUGCUAGAGUCCGAUGAUGAUAUAAAAAGAGGAUGGGAUGGCUUUAAAAGAGUUGAAAAGAUUAGUUUUUGUUUUGUUCAAAGUGAAUGCUACAGUAUCGCAAAUAAUAAAUGUAUUGCUCACAAUGAAAAACCAAUUGCUGGUCCAUUUUAUUUCCAAUUACCAAAAAAGGAACCAUUGGAACUUCAAAGUAGACCAAUGAUAUUUAAAUUACCAAUAUGUGAAUCUUUUGUAAAUGACUAUGAUUUGGUCAACGUUAAAAUAAGACAUCAAUUAAAUGUCAAAAUUCAAUUAAGUAACUUUGGUAGAGAUCAAAUAGAAUUCAGUAUUCCAAUCUCAAUAAAGUCAAUAAUACCUAAUCCAGAUACUUUGCCAUUACCUCGUAAAAUUGAUCUUUCAAACAGUGUCGCUUAUUUACAAUUGGGAAAUAAAAUCUAUGCAAGUAAACCAUCAAAAGUAACUAAUAAAACCAAUAAACGGUCCAUAUUUAAAUUAUCAUCAAGAAUAUUUAAUAAUAAUAAUGCUGGCAAGGUUAAGAUUAGAAAUAAUGUGAAUAUUAGUACUGACAGUAACAUUGAACCAAAUUUACCAAGAACAUCUAGCAUUAGUCAAAGUAAAAGUUCAUUAUCAAAAAAAUCAUCAUUUGAUAUUGAAUCAAAAAUAUUGAACAGCGAUGAUAAUAAUAUCAACAUUAGGAAGAUAGCCAAAAACUCGGAUAUAAAAUAUUGCAUUAUUUCCACAACGUUUCCAGAUUAUGGAUGUAAUCCGAUGGAUCACGAAUUAUGUUUAGAAAAUGACGAGAAUGUCCCGCCAUCAUUUAGAGAGGAAAUCGGGCAGAUGAAAAAAAGAUCACGAAGAGGCAAAGGAGAAGUUGAAGAAGUGUGA
This is a messenger RNA of Entrophospora candida, 1368 nucleotides long. Lineage: Eukaryota; Fungi; Glomeromycota; Glomeromycetes; Entrophosporales; Entrophosporaceae. The record is from the annotation of a GenBank genome assembly.